Messenger RNA from Insectozyma verbasci, 2397 nucleotides. NCBI's taxonomy places the organism in Eukaryota, Fungi, Ascomycota, Pichiomycetes, Serinales, Debaryomycetaceae. The record is from the annotation of a GenBank genome assembly.
AUGAGUUAUGGUGGUAAAAGAAAAUUUAGUAUAGCCAAAUCUACUUCUUCUAAUUGUUCUUCAUCAGAAGAUAAUAAUGAUAAUAAUCAUCAUAUAAUACAUUCAGAUUCCGAUAGUUCUUUAACUGAUAUAGGAGAUAGAAAAUUAUUAAUUGGUAAAAGAUUAAAUAAAAAAUCUCCAUUUAAAGGUAAAAAGAAAAUUCCCCUGGGUGGUAAAAAAUUACCGAAGAAAAAAUGGGUAAAUCAACAAGAAGAAAGUGAACAAGCGGAUGAUAAUGAUAGUGAAGAAGAUGGUAGUAAUGGCUCAGAUGCAGAUGAUGAUGCCGAUGAUGAUUUAACUGGUUUAUUUUCAUUAUUAAAUAAUAAAAAACAAGGUGGUAAUUCAGAUGAAGAAAAUAAUAGCUCUUCUGAAGAGGAUUCGGAUGACGAUGAUGAAGAUGAAGAUGAAGAUGAAGAUGAAGAUGAUUAUGAUGAUGACGUUGAUUUUGUAAAAUUACAAGCUCAGAAGAAAGUCCAAUCUUUGAAGAAUGCAAGAGCUUUAAAAGGUUUAAAAGGGAAAAAAAAUAUGUCUACAUCAGCUAUUGAAAGUUCAUCAGAGGAGAGCAGUGACAAUGAAAUUGUUGAAGAUAUUGAACCACGACUGAAACUAUCACUGAGAAGAAAAAGUUUGAAUAAUAAAUUUGGUAGAAGAAAAUCAAAUGCUGCUUUACCUGAUAUCAAAUUUGAGUUUAAUCAUAAAGAUUCAUUUCAAGAUGAACCAGAUGUCAAAAUUGAAAAUAAACAACCAGAAGAAGAAGAUAUGGGUGAAGAAAUCAAUUUAUCAUCUUCAGUUAGUAUGAACAAUGCCACAACUCAAUUUGAUUUUGAAUUUGAUAAUCAAUUAAUGGUAGUACCUAAAAUUAAUGAAGAUGAAUUAAAUUCAGAUGAAGAUUAUGAAAUUGAUGAUAAUGAAUUAUUAGCUACAUUACAAGCAGAAAAUGAUGUUGAUGAAUUUUUGCCAGAUUUAUCGACAACUCAUGAUUAUCAUACAACUUCACAACCACAUAUAAUAUCAGAAGAAAUAAAUGAAGAAGAAGAUAAUGAUGAAUUCGAAGAUGAAGAUGAAGAUGAAGAAAAUGAUCCAUUUUUAAAAGAAGAAGAAAAAUAUUUAGUUAAUGAAUUUGAAAAUAAUGGAUUUGAUGAAGAUGAUGAAGAUGAUGAAAAUUAUUUUGACCUUGAUUCUGAUUUUUCAACAUCAAAAAAGAUAAAUCAUUCAUUUAGAGGAAUAGGAGAAGAUAAAUCAAAACCUAUAAAGACAUAUGAAGAUAAUAAUUAUUCAAAUUCAGAUUAUGAUGAAGAUGAUUAUAUCAAUUUAAAUGAUUUUGAUAUUCCAUUAUUUGAUAAGAGCGAUAAUGAGAAAGAAGAGAAGAAUAAAGAAACAAACAAGAAUAAGUCAAGUAAUAGGAAGAGGAAAUCAAAUUUGAAAAAUUCAGAUGAAGAUGAUGAUGAUAGUUAUCUUUGGAAUUAUUUCUUUAGUUCCGAUAAUGAUUCAUCAUCAAGUGAUGAAAAAGAGAUAAAGAAAGAGAAAGAAUCUAAACAACAACAAGUUGAUGAUUUAUUCAAACAGAUAGAUAAUGAUAAUACAUUCAAGAAAAAACUAAAGAAACGAAAAACAAAUGAGUUUCUUGGUAGUAGAAUAGAUUAUAAUGAUUCAUUGGAUGAAGAUGAAUAUAAUGACUCGUCUGAAUCAACAGACAUUGACGAAAAUAUUCCAAAAAGUAAUUCAUCAAGAAAUAUAGGUGGUUUGAAAAAAGCAACAGAAGUAUUAUCAUCAAAAACAGCAGAUUAUAGACCUCCAAUUUUGGGAUCUUGGGUUACAAUUGAUUCUAAACCAUUUGGCAUAAUUGAUGGAUUAUCAACAAGGACUCUCCAACCAAAACAAAAACAACAACAACAACAAGGACAAGGACUACCAAAUAUUCCAAAUAAUAUACCUAGGAAGAGUAUAUUUGUACCUAAUGAUGAUUCAGUAGAAAUGGGUCUAGAUGAAUUAUUAAAUAUUUCGGAAUUGGAUAAUAAUGAUGAAAAUGAUGCUAAAAUAUGGAGAGAUUUUAAUAAUCAUAAAAAAAUCCCCCUUGGAGCGUUUAGAAAUAAAUCAAUACUACAGCAAAAUACAAAUCAAGGUGAAUUUAAAAGAAGAUAUUCGAAUUCAAAUUCAAAUUCAAAUUCAAAUAUAAAGAAAUCACUGCCUAAAUCUGGUGUUAAUAAGGAAAGGAGAAGACAACAGAGUAUACUUGAAGCAGUUAAUGAAGGUUAUAGACCCACUAAAUCUGGUUUAUUUAGUGAGAAUGCAUUGGCUGAUGUUGAAGAAUUAUUGGGUGAUGAUAAUGAUAUAAUGGCUUUAAUUAAAGGUUUGUAA